Colletotrichum karsti is the source of this 1767-nucleotide messenger RNA. RefSeq lists its product as uncharacterized. The record is from RefSeq and is a predicted model, not a curated record. The transcript is spliced from 2 exons. Lineage: Eukaryota; Fungi; Ascomycota; Sordariomycetes; Glomerellales; Glomerellaceae. The coding region runs from base 1 to 1767 and encodes 588 amino acids.
AUGGGCAACCCCGAAUCAGCCGCGGCCUUCGCCGAGGCUCGAAGGGAAAAGGCGGCCCGCAGGGCCAAGGCCGAAGCCAUCAAGAAGAGGCUAGCCCUAGCGGACGCCAUCAUCAAGAAGCAGGCCGAGGCCGUCGCCGCGAAGAAGGCCGCGGCCGCGGCCGCAUCCGCAUCCGGCUCCGCACAACCGACACAAGCACCCAGGCAGCGACCCGUCCAGCCCAGCAGCUCGAUCUCACAAGCCGAUGCCAUCAAGAGAGCCCAGCAGCAGAGGGCCUUGCAGCAAAAAGCAGCAGCAGCCAAUGUCAAGGCUCCUUCGUCUUCGGCACCAAAGUCCACGCAUGUGUCGAGGCCUUCCAAGUCGACGACAGAUACCCUGCCGAAGACGACGGUGUCCAGGUCAUCGGCCAUGCCGUCCACAUCUACUCGCGGACCCACGCACAGGACAUCAUCCAGCGCGAUGAAGUCCAAGAGCUCAUCCAGCUCCAGACCGUCGACGAAGAAGACGGUUCACAACAACACGCCGACGACCGGAGGAGACAUCCUGGCGAGGAUCAAGGCUAGGAAGGAGGCCGCGGCCAACCCCAAACCCGCACCGGCUAAGCCCGCCGUCAACCCUCAAAGGGCCGCGCAGCCCGCCGCCAGAGCCCCUGCUGCUGCUGCUCCCGCGGCGAGGCCAUCCGCGCCGGUCACUGCGCAGAGGCCCGCUCAGGAUUACCAGCCUCAGGCGGCGAAGAAGAAAGUUGGCCACCCCAACGCUCUGGUUCCGACCUCCGAAAUCCUCGCGCGCCAGCGCGCCGAGGCCGAGGCUGCCAAGGCCAGCGCACCGAAGAAGAAGACGUAUCACCCGAACGCUUUGGUCCCGACCCACGAGAUCGAAGCCAAGAAGCGCGGUCUCGAAGGCGUCACCGACGGCGUCGGAAGAACCGUCGGAGAUGUUGGAAAGACUGCCGGUGGCCUCGUCGGAGGUGUCACCGACACGGCCGGCAAGACCGUUGGCGGAGUCGGCAAGACCGCCGGUGGCGUCGUCGACGGUGCCGGAAAGACGGUUGGUGGCGUCGUCGACGGAGCUGGCAAGACAGUCGGCGGCGUCGCCGAUGGCGUCGGCAAGACCGUCGGCCUCGACGGCCUCGGAAAGACAGUCGGAGGCGCGACGAACGGCGUCAACAACACGCUCGGCGCCGCGACCGGCGGACUCGGCAAGACGCUGGGCGACACGACGGGCGCGCUCGGCCGGGGCGACGUCAUGGGCACGGUGGGCGGGGCGACGAAGGGCGUCGGAGACACUGUCGGCGGCGUCGGCAAGGGCUUGGGCGACACCGUUGGUGGGACAGUUGGUGGUCUCGGUGAUACGGUCGGUGGCCCUCUCGGCGGCGUCGUCGGGGGCGUUGGCAAGGGUGCUGGCGAUGCCGUCACUGGUAUCACCGGGGGCUUGGGCAAGGGCGUCGGCAAGGUUGGCCAGGGCGACUUGCUCGGUGGUGUUGGUGAUGUUGUAGGCGGAGUUGGCGAUGGCGUUGGUGGUCUUUUGGGUGGUGUUCUCGGUGGUCUUGGAGGUCAAGGUGACCAGAAGGAAGGCGGUGGAGGCGGAGGAGGUCUCCUUGGAGGAGGCAACGGCGGGCUGCUUGGAGGUGUCCUCGGCGGAGGUGAGGACAAUCCAGGACUGCUUGGCGGAUUGCUCGGCGGAGGAAAGGAUGGUGGUGGUCUGCUUGGUGGUCUCGGCGGUGGAGGAGGCAAGGGCAAAGGUGGUGGAGGAUUGCUCGGUCUCUAG